GUUCCAUUCGAUUCCGCCGCCGCGCUGCGUCGCGGAAGUGCCUGCACCGCCCAGGCCGCGACGCCGCCUCGCCCGCCCGUGCUUCCGUGAACGCGCGGGGAUCCCUCGAUCGCGCGCCGAGGCCGAGCAUGAACGGCGUCGGCGACGCGCACGCGGCCGCGAUGAUGCAGCACCAAGUGCAGGCGCGGGUGCAGCAGCAGCAGCAGCUGGGGGUGUCGCUGCCGAUGGCGACGUCCUUCGCGCCCGAGCCGGCCAGCGCCAAGCCGAGGCCGCCGGGGCUGCCGCCGACGCCGCCCCCGGCGUUCGGCGGGCAGCGGCCCUCGCCGGGGGACGCGUGCAUGGAGGUCGACGCCACGGCGGCGCGCAAGGCGCACCACCGCCGGUCCCGCAGCGACGUCCCGUUCGGGUACUUCCCGCCGGCGUCAGGGGGAGUGCAGCUCCCGCCGCCCAAGGUGGAGGCCGGCUGGGGCCACCACGGCGGCGACGCGGACGACCUGUUCAACGCGUACCUCAACCUGGAGGGGCUGGACGGGCUCAACUCCUCCGACGAGCGCCACGACGACGGGGACAGCCGCGGGAGCAGCAUGAAGACCAACGGCGCCGACAGCAGCGAGAACGAGUCGGAGGAGUGCGCCGCCGACAGCCGCGCAGGGAUUCGCCUCUGGGGCGGCGAGGGGCUCAAGAGGAGCGCCGCCGGGGAGCCCGCCGGCGCGCCCAUGGCACGCCACGCCAGGAGCCUGUCCAUGGACAGCCUCAUCGGGAAGCUCAACUUCUCCGCCGGCGCCACGGCCAACGGAGGCGUCAUGCCGGGGCCCAACAGGUUCAGCCUCGAGUUCGGCAGCGGCGAGUUCACCCCCGUCGAGAUGAAGAAGAUCAUGGCCGACGAGAAGCUGACCGAGAUGGCGCUCGCCGACCCCAAGCGCGUCAAGAGGGUGCUGGCCAACAGGCAGUCGGCGGCGCGGUCCAAGGAGAGGAAGAUGCGCUACAUUGCGGAGCUGGAGCAGAAGGUGCAGAUCCUGCAGACGGAGGCCACCACUCUCUCCGCCCAGCUCACGCUUCUCCAGCGCGACUCGGCGGGGAUCGCGACGCAGAACAACGAGCUCAAGUUCCGGCUGCAGGCAAUGGAGCAGCAGGCGCAGCUGCGUGACGCACUGAAUGAGGCACUGACAGCCGAGGUCCAGCGCCUGAAACUCGCGACUGCAGAGCUCGGCGAUUCUUGCUCGUCCAACAAUCUAGCCCAGCAGCUCCAACUCAGUGCUCAGGACCAGAUGUUUCAACUGCAGCAUCAGCAGCAGCAGGCUACACCGAUCCCGUUUUACCAGCUGCAGCAGGCACAGCAGAACGGCGCAGGGAAGAACCAGGACCCAACGGAAUGAGCUCGGAGGCAUUGUCGACUGCUUCAUGGGGAAAAACAAAAGGAAUAUCGGUCUAGAUGAACUGAAAGAAUUUGAUGUCCUAACUCAUUGGUUUUUAAAUGUCGUUAAUAAUCACCGUGUAUUUUUCCAGGUGAUGAACCUGCCUGUACUUCUCUAUGUUUAUUUAUUCUUUGGAUGA
This is a messenger RNA of Panicum hallii, 1554 nucleotides long. Its product is annotated as transcription factor RF2b-like. The record is from RefSeq and is a predicted model, not a curated record. Gene Ontology annotation, biological process: regulation of DNA-templated transcription. The transcript has 4 exons. Gene Ontology annotation, molecular function: DNA-binding transcription factor activity. Lineage: Eukaryota; Viridiplantae; Streptophyta; Magnoliopsida; Poales; Poaceae. Bases 129 to 1376 code for a protein of 415 amino acids. Gene Ontology annotation, cellular component: nucleus.